Messenger RNA from Pisolithus orientalis, 2903 nucleotides. RefSeq lists its product as uncharacterized. NCBI's taxonomy places the organism in Eukaryota, Fungi, Basidiomycota, Agaricomycetes, Boletales, Pisolithaceae. The record is from RefSeq and is a predicted model, not a curated record. The coding region runs from base 372 to 2807 and encodes 811 amino acids. The transcript is spliced from 2 exons.
CAGGGGGUCUCUGCAAGCCACACCCACUGGCUGUACAGUUCCAUCUAUAAAAGGAAGCCCGGGUGUCGGCCGCUCUCUCCAACGCAUUUUACACAGCCUGCAAAAAGCAUCUCGACGACGAGUCGCUUGCCUGGAGCAAUGCAGGAGUGGAGUGAGUCGAGGACCUUGAGACCGUCUAGUCGGGCUGGAGAUGGACGUCGAUUCGACGGGACGUGGGUGCGACGUCGUCCGUCGUUGCGGAUGGCUGUUCGUGGCUGCCGUGUGGACGGGGUCGCAAUGUCCUGUUGUACAUACUGUAAUGCACCAAUUUGACUACGAGCGCCAAUUCGAUUUGUGAUUUCUCUGUAUCAUAUGUACUUGUCCCAUCGACGAUGUCCCCGCAACGGAUGGCCAUCGCAUCGCUGCUCUGUCCAGACGACCAGCCCAGUCCUGCGCACGAGCCAGGCCGUGUGAGACACCCAGAGAAACCACGCACGAUCGAUGCCCUUCUCCACCCCGCCCCAGUGCCGGCCUCCACUCAGCCCCACCCAAUGAUAGUGACAACGACGACAACGGCGGCGGGGGCGGCGCUCUCCACGCCGGGCACGUCUCCCUCCCAGCACCGAGCCAUGUCCUCAUCGUUCUCCUACUCGCCGACCGACUCCAUCAGACACCCGUUUCCCUCUCCCCGCUACUCCCCGCUCCACUCCACCCGCACGCCCUUCGCCGGUCUGCAGGCACUCGUCCAUGUUGCCUCUGAAGAACAUCGUCGCAUCAGCACCCUCGACAGAGAGCGAGAACACCCCGAUUCUCGUCUGCAUUACCACCACAACUACAACUACCCGAGACACCCCGACAUCGACUACCACCACCGCCCCAACAAGCGUCUCCGCGUGUCCCGUUCCGCUUCUCCAUCCCGCCCCCCAUCCCCCAACACAGACACACACCCCUCCACUCCUCCUCCACCUUUCCAAUCCGAGCAACACGCUGCACGCGGUCGCUCGGCUAGCGGGAGCUCACAACACAGACAACCGCCACCAGACUCGCAAUACUCCCGUUCUUACGUCCACCUCGUGCAUCCCACCAGCCGUGUGCCACACCCGAGCACAUUCUUCCCACCCGUGUCGCACUCCCAACACUCGCCUCUCCUGCCUUCCCCUCCCAUACACCUCUCCCGCGCCCUUCCAUCGCCAUCGCGCCAUCCGCCACUGCACUCGUUACUGCCACAACCACAAUCAUCUCCCCAGUCGACACGUCCUCCUCCCUUCUCUGGCGCAGCCUUCACCAGCACCACCAGCGUACCGAGAAUGGUUGGGGGUAUCUCGCUGCUAAGAGAGGACGUGUCGCCCCCCAGAUUCGAGACAUCGCGACACAGGACGGACCCUCCAUACUUGCGAGUGCAAGAACAUCUGCCGGUGCAGUCCCCAAUCCCACGACUACCAGCAGUAGCAUGGGAUGUCCGACAGGACACCCCACCGAGCGAAGUAAUCCUCUCCAGUAAUCGAGAGAACAAGUCAGAACUCCAACAACCUCAAUCAUCCUUUCCGGUCGUUCCCCUGCCCUCGCAGUUCUCUGAAUUCGAGUCGCACACCGCCGUCGGGCUACACCUACAACCUGGUUCUCUGCCUGUGGGCAAGACUAGCAAUCUUCUAAUGCAACAGCGAUCGGUGCAAGACACACACCCCACAGAGCAGGUCUUCUCGUUACCACUUGCGCGUACGGACAACUCUGAGGUCUAUAUCGAGGCACAGUCUUUUGCUGACAGCAGGGAUGCACAGGAAGACGGCAGCUCAGUGGAUCAAUCUACAGCAAAGACUUGGUCUGCACAGCGUGGGCCUACUCCACAUCCAGGAUCGCCUAGCCGUACGCCGUCUUCACUACCAGAGCGGAAUCUGGCGGGGGAUACCCCAUCGCCGGUGGAAAUCCUAGCAACGCCUCCACCCGUAUCUCCCGCCCCACCUCCUCGAGGAAGUCCUCCAGUUGCGUCGGUACCUGCGUCCCCGCAUUCGGAAAGAGUAGCACCAGAGCACACAUAUUCUUAUAUGACAUCACCCCGUCCAACACCAUCUCCGCCACCGCAUGCCGUUCAGCGCGAGGCACGCCAGGGAAUUGACAGUGGACGUACACAAGCUCCCGAGCCUGAAAACGAACCUUCGCAGGCUCUUGCACCUACGAAAAACGAAAAGGUAGAAGAGGAACUUGCAGAUCUUCUCCCCGAGCCGAUGGCAGUCGAUGAUUCCACUCGGAAACCGGCACUGCCGUUGGAACUUGUGCUAGGAGAUGCACCAGUGAUGCCAGUCGUUUCACCAGCAAUUCAGCACUUGGAACCCGAGUUGGGUCUCAAGCUCGAGGGCGAAGGAGGCGAUUUCCAUGUCACAGAGCCUGCAGCGAGCAGGGGUAGCUCUGCGACACCAUCCACAUGCAUCAAAGCAGAGGUACACCCCGAAGCGGACAAUGUCGACACCUUCCUACCCAUCUCAUCUCCGCCCGAGGUGGACUGUAAAUCUGCACGAAAGUUUGAAGGCAGUCAUGACAUGGUUGGCAUGGACAUCGACGUCGACGAGGAACUUCUGAGCCUUAUCGAAGAUCGGCCUCCUAUACGCCGUGUGCAACCCCGUAGUGCCAGUGCACAGGCGCCAAGGGUCGGCGAAGAAUCAGAACAAGGGCCAGCCGUCUCGCGGGCCUCGGCAACCGUCACGGAUGAAGAACCCGAACCGGACUCAGCGCUGCCCCCUAUUCAACGCACGAAGAAAGGCGCUUCCACGACUGCGGCUAAGAAGAAAAAGCAGGAAACUGCCAGCAAGGUACGUCUCUUCAUUUUCAGCUAAUGUCCGAAUCAAAUAUUGAAUUUCGUUCCAACUGGGUUGUAGCCUCCGACCAAGGCUAAGCAACCUCCAAAAUCUCGGGCGAAACCUGCUGCGAAA